This is a messenger RNA of Cataglyphis hispanica, 1805 nucleotides long. It is a transcript of the gene S6KL, whose product is annotated as serine/threonine-protein kinase S6KL-like. The coding region runs from base 230 to 1450 and encodes 406 amino acids. The record is from RefSeq and is a predicted model, not a curated record. Gene Ontology annotation, biological process: protein phosphorylation. The transcript is spliced from 10 exons. Lineage: Eukaryota; Metazoa; Arthropoda; Insecta; Hymenoptera; Formicidae. Gene Ontology annotation, molecular function: ATP binding; protein serine/threonine kinase activity.
CAUCUACGCUAUUUGAAUUUUAACGUUUGUGUAUAAAUUCAAAUAGUGCGCACUUCUUUGCAUGUGAAACACGUACGCUGUCUUUUUUCUUCAAUAAGGCGUCUUAACAAGAUUUCCAAGUGUCCCGCUGAUGCUUAUGUAAGCGGAAUGACGUUUCUAAAAGCGCUAUUUUCGAAUUGUCAUCCGUUCAUUUGAGAGAAUCAACGAUCAAUUGGAGCACCCUCACUGGAUGGGCAAUUCUAACACCAAGGAAAACUAUCAUAAUUAUCAGCAGUAUGAUAGUCAGUAUAGCCUUAGUAAUCUAUUUGGCGGAAGCUGCGUCGCAACAACACAGACUUCUAAUGAGGAACAUAGAUCAUUAUCUCGUGCUUCCCAUAGAAGUUGGACCAACGGUGCUCUACAGAAUGUUUAUGCAUCUUCUAAAACAGUAUGGCCUGUUCGACGCUUUCAGUCAAUCUUCCUACCAGAAUUUUCAAUUAAGGAGAUACCUAUGAAGACAGGAUAUACUUUCUUAGAUAUAAUAGCCAAAGGUACUUAUGGAAAAGUAUAUAAAGUGCAAAAACAGGAGACUGGUCAAAUCUUUGCAUUAAAAGUCAUUAGCAAAGCCAGGAUUAUAGCAGAAAAUGCCGUCAAACAAGCCAAAGAGGAGGUAGCAAUACAGAGAAUGGUUGGACAUCAUUCUUUUAUAGUAAAUUCUAUUCACAGAUGGCAAAGCAAAAAAACUUUAUAUAUAUUGAUGGACUACAUUUCUGGGGGAGAAUUAUUUUCACUAGUCGAUGAGUUUGGUUGUUUACCUGAAGAAGUAGUUAGGAUAUACGUAGCUGAAAUUGCUUUAGCAAUAGAUUUUCUACAUAACGCGGGCAUAGUGCACAGAGAUCUAAAAACAACAAAUGUUCUGCUUGACGAAGAUGGCCAUGCUGUGAUAAUCGAUUUUGGUUUUGCCAAAUGGUUGCAACGCACAGAACGUACAAAUACAUUAUGUGGGACACCUUUUUAUAUGGCACCUGAAAUCUUAAGAAGAGAAUAUUAUGGACAGGAAGUUGAUUGGUGGUCACUGGGAGUCUUAGCCUGUUUUCUACUUACAAAUGAGUAUCCGUCCACCUUAUCGUCCGACUAUGUACCUGACCAAGAUGAUUUGAAUUGUGCGAACGUACCAGGAACCUUACCAGCGAAUGCGGAUAUUUCACCAUCAGCGAGGGAUCUUCUGAAACGGCUCUUACAACCGGAGCCUCGUCUAAGGCUCCGAAAUCUUCUCAGCCUUCAACGGAUCGCUUUUUACAUGGGUUACGAUAUUCAAAGUUAUAUGUUAAAAAAGGAAUCGCCAUUCCAGAUUCUAGGAGUGAAUAACCGGCGAGAAACACGGCAACAAAAAGUGGAUUCUUUCGAUGACAAAUUUCCAAAUUUUGAGUCGUUUCCAGGAGGUAGUAACGUCACGCGGACAAGUCAAUGAUCUCAUAAUGAUAUUUAUCAUUCUCUAUCUGAUUAUAUGUAUAUCUUUUAUAAAAAAUAUUUUUCUCGUGCAUAUUAUAUAUAUUUUUCAAAGCACUAGCACGUGUGUAUAUCUGCUUUGAAAUGUAUAAUGCAUACGUAACAAAGUUAUUUUUGAUAAAAUUUGCAUUAGAAUAAUUUUUUUUAUAUAAAUAUUUAAUAUUUGGAGCGAUGUAUUCGUCGAAUAUUAUAAUCUCUUUAAUGAAUCUCAAAUAGAGAAUUUCAAAUUAAGCGACUUAAAAAAAUACAAUCUCUUUUAAUACAUUACUCAGGUAUAACAAUAUGUGAUAACAUUAAUAAUAUAUUGAACAGAAAUA